Homarus americanus (American lobster) is the source of this 6569-nucleotide messenger RNA. RefSeq names its product tubulin polyglutamylase TTLL4-like. The record is from RefSeq and is a predicted model, not a curated record. The transcript is spliced from 16 exons. Gene Ontology annotation, biological process: protein polyglutamylation; microtubule cytoskeleton organization. Gene Ontology annotation, molecular function: tubulin binding; tubulin-glutamic acid ligase activity. The coding region runs from base 418 to 3387 and encodes 989 amino acids. Gene Ontology annotation, cellular component: cilium. NCBI's taxonomy places the organism in Eukaryota, Metazoa, Arthropoda, Malacostraca, Decapoda, Nephropidae.
CCCCAGGAGGUGCGGCCGCGUACCCGUUCUUCCUCUCCUACACUGACUGUGUCAUCUUCCAUACUUUCUAAAAUACUUCAUUCGAGAUCAGUGAGGGUGUAUUAAGCCUCGAAAGCGUAGAUUAGGAAUGGAGAGUGAUUAGAAAAUGGCCAAGGUCAUUGUCCCAAGUUGUGGUGAGGGCGCAGGGGUCCACUGUGGCCCAACAACACUGUCUCCCGUGGCUCUUUAAUUAACAAAAUGUAGUCAUGCCAGUGUAGAUAGUCAUCAACAUAAUGAGUUUUACAGUUGUCCAGUAGUUACAUAUGAAUGAACAAAUACAGCAUUAGUUUUCUGUGUUACAUAACGGGGAGGAGGAAAAACAAAAUGCUCCAUAUUUGAGGAAAGCGGCUUGGUAGAUAAUGUUGGUGUGGAGAUAGGAUGUUCAAUCACUCGUGUGUGUGGUCCUCAUCACAGCGACUACCCCUCAAUCCCCUGGUUGGUGGACAGCAGCGAAACACUAUGAAGGUCUCAGAGGCCUCUGCUCCUACUCGGCUGCCCACCAACACAACACAGCAAACUAUUUGCAAAAGGCACAGCCCAGAAAAUGCAAGUGUUGCUGAGAGUGAAAAUGCUCCAUUUCCAGUGCAUAAUAAACGACAGCGCACCAAAAGUGGGUCAGAUCCAAUGGAACCAUUAGCUACAUGUCAGGAUAGUGCCAUACCUCCUACAGACUGUUGUGUGAAAGGGGAACCAACUCCCCUGUGUGAACGUAAUGUUAGAACUUCUAGACUAGAGGGAGGACAAGAGAUAAGCACACAAAACAUGGAACCCGCCUGUUCUUGUACCAAAUGGGAUAGUAGUAGUAGUGAUAAUAUAGUGGCUGGAGAUUGUGCCAGAUGUGACAGUACUAGAGAUUGUAAAAAUAACAGUGAUGUGGAUUUGACUGAACAAAAUUUAGUUGCUGGAGUAUAUCCAGGCCAUAGUAGAUCUAUAUCUAAUGGAACUGCAAGUGGUGGACUGUCUCCACAUUGUGCUGCAACUUUAGAAUAUGUAACUCAGCUGCCAGAGGGAUGUUCUGGUGGAGUGGCUAACUCAUCUGUCCUAGAUCCACCAACUUUAAAUGGUGCUUGUGAACCAAAUGAAGAGUUGGAGGAUGAUGACAACUACCUUGAUUCAUCAGAUGACGAUGAAGAGGAUGAAUUGACUCUCACAAACAAUGAAGAUGAAGAAAGCUGUGGAGAAGAUGAUCAGAGUGUAAUCAGUUGUGUGACAGUUGGGUCAACAUGCUCCCUGCGGUCAGUGACGAGUGAAGCAAUGAACACAAUAUGUAUCAAUGAACAUGGAGUUGCAGCAAAUGAAGAUGGUUCAUUGCUGUACACUGAAACUCCAGCGCCUUCUCCACUGCCGUCCUUGAGUCCUAGUCUGUUCUCUCAUGUACCGCCUUCAAUUAACUUCUGCCAGUACAACGAGAAAACAGUUGAAUUUCCGUUGGUUAUUGGGAGAUUACUGAAAUGGCGAUUCACCAACAUCACGCCGCUCAUUGUUAGAAAAACCAUUGCAAAUUCUGGAUUCCGGAUCACAAAAAAAACCUUGCAGUGGUGUGGAACCUGGGGUAAGCAUAUGAAGUCCCCAUGUUUCAAAGCUGUACGGGAGUUUCAGAAGAUAAACCACUUCCCAGGUACUUUUCAAGUUGGUCGAAAAGAUAAGCUGUGGAAGAACUUCCUGCGUCUGCAGACAAAAUUUGGAAAGGACGAGUUUGGUUUUAUCCCAAAGACGUUCGUUCUUCCAGGAGAUCUCAAGGCUUUGAAAGCUGCCUUUGAUAAGGAAGGUGUUAAAAAGAAAUGGAUAGUUAAACCCCCAGCUUCUGCGAGAGGCACGGGUAUACAGGUUGUCCACAAGUGGUCACAAGUGCCUCAUGACUCCCCCGUAGUGGUUCAGAGAUACAUCAGCCGCCCUUACCUCAUCAAUGAUACCAAGUUUGACAUUCGUAUUUAUGUACUAGUAACAUCCUUCCAUCCACUAAGAAUAUAUCUCUACCAAGAUGGGCUUGUAAGAUUUGCCUCAGUACAAUACAACAAUGCAUCUACCAGCCUGAAUGACAGGUACAUGCACUUGACCAACUACAGUGUAAACAAAUCCUCAUCAUCUUAUACACACAAUGCUGAUGCAGGACAAUGUCAGGGACACAAGUGGACGAUAAAGUCCCUCUGGGGUUAUCUGAAAGCUAAAGAUGUAGACACAUCAGCUUUGUGGAGUCGAAUUGCUGACCUUGUGAUAAAGACUAUAAUUAGUGGAGAGCAUGACAUAGUGGUGCGCUCAAGGAAAAACGUUCGCUCUAGGUACUCUUGUCAUGAAUUGUUUGGAUUUGAUGUGAUAAUUGAUGAGCGACUUCGGCCCUGGCUCCUGGAGGUGAACAUUUCUCCAUCGCUACAUUCUGCCUCACCUUUGGAUCACUCUGUGAAGGGGCCACUUAUUGCUGAUCUUCUCAAUAUGGUGGCUUUCCAUAUCCCAGACAAACUGAGCCAACAGCAGCAGAUGAAUCUUCUGGGAGAAUAUAACCUUGGAGAUAAAGUGACCGGCUUGUGUCUGGAUCGUCGGUUGUACACCAGAUUGCUCACGGCAGAAGAACAGGUAAAACACAUACAAGUGAAUGCUUUGCCACGUAGCCAGUAUUUAGUGUUUGCAAUAGAAAAUCUGUCUUCUGAUGAUGUCCGGCAUCUUCUAGCAUCAGAGGAUGAAUUGCACAGAGCUGGGAAGUUCAUGCGAAUUUUCCCUACAGUAGAAACAUAUUCCUACUUUGGGUUUAUGGAUAAGCCCCGGUAUUACAACAGGUUGAUGGAUGCUUGGGAGAAUGCAUAUGGUAGCUGUAGAGAGAAAGCAAUUGAACGAUUAGAGAACUUGUGUGUAGAUAAGUUUCAUCUUCGAGUGCCUCCUGCCUUCAAGAUGCCAAAGGUCACUGUCUCAGGCGGCUUCAAGGUCACCACCAGACGGCCAUCCUCCCCCCUACUGGGGAAGUCAUUCCCACAGUCUCAGUCCUCCACUCAGCUUCACCUAAACCCACUGCCUCAAUCUCUGAAGGGGAGGAAAAAGUUAUCGAUAGCUAGAAAAGCCCGGAAGUUCAGGACAUUAGUGCACCCUCUGAAGCCAGCAGUAGUGUCGAGUUACCUCCUGGUUAGGGAGGUGAGUGCUGGACGCAUUCUGGAAGAGACGGAAGAAGAAUUCAUGGAGACCGAAGACUCCAGAACUGAAGAGGAGGAUAUGAUUAAACCUGUAGGUGGGAAGGUGGUUAAAGAAGGUAUGGAACAAAUACAGAAAUUAACACUAUGUGAUGAACCAGUAGAUGCAAAUGCUCAACGACAAGGAGUUCAGUCCAAACGUGUUGAUACAGAAAAUGCGAAUAUCUUGUAAUUUGGUGUUGUGGUAAAAUAAAUGGAAUGUAAAGAGCAGUUCAGGUGACGUUUUAAUUUGUGGAUUGGUCAUGUUCUUUCAGUAAUGUCACCUUAAAAGCUCUCAAGUAUUAAGAAUAUUCCAAAACAGUAAGAUGGUUAUUAUGUAUGGCAGUAGUUUUAAUAAUACUGUACUGUACUGGGAAGGGGAAUUGGAUUAUGCGAGAAGGCAUCAUAAAUGUCUGCCUGAAUACACACUGUAUAUGAAAUUGUGCUUUAGUGAAUUUGAUUGUGACCUGGUCUAUUGCAUCUACAUACUGAUAUAAAGGUUGGUUAACUUGGGAUAAACAUUGUACUGUAGUAUGAUAUAUGAUAAUUUGACCUUGUUUUUAUGUUUGGCAAUUGAGAUAAUAAAGAAAAUGAUAGCCAUUUUAGCACAAUAGAUAAGUAUUCAUUCUUAUUUUUAACUGGGACAUUUGAUUGAGAAAAAAAAGAAAUAAGUGAAAAAUUAUAAAAAGAAAAUAUAAAACAUUGACACCAUACUGAUGGAAUUUUCGUUUUUGGCAAGUGUGAUAAAUACUUCGGUGAUUUUACUCCUUUUCCCCACCCCAUGCCAAGCUAAAUUAAUGUAAUACGCGAACAGUUACUGUACAGUAUUUGAAUUGGACAAAAGCUCGACAUCUGCUAUUUGAAUAUUCAAGAUGAUGAAUUUGAAAGAGAAAAGAGUAUUUUGUGCAGUUUUUAAGUAAUUUUUAUCAGUCAAUUGUUGGUGUGAAUGAAUGCACCAUUUGCAGUUAGGUGAGAGGAUUCAGCUUGCAAAAUGGCCGGUACAGUAGAGUCUCUGAGUAUGUGAACCUGUGUAAGUGCGAAUAUGCAUGUACAUAUUCAGGUCCCCCUUUUAUCUAUAUAUAUACAGUAAACACUCAUUUAACCGACCUAUGGGUGGGGAAGAAAAGCUGAUAAGUAAGGUAAUCGAGGUACUUACUGUACCAAAAAAUACUUUGCUCCACUUAAGAUAAUUACAUGAGCUAGGUAAUAAUGAUACGUGAAAGUACAGGGUACAAAUAUAUAUAAAUACAGGUACAUCAUUUCCCUGUUAACUUCGUUUCAUUAUAACAUCGUUGAAAAACAAAAAUUUUAAUGUGCAGGAAAAUGAUAAAGGUACGACAAUUUUUUAAAUUUGGUGUGAAGGUGCUCAGCGCUGUGUAAGCGACCAGCGUGAGCGCCAUAUUUUAUGCUCUUCCAACAUUCAAUUAAAAUCCAAUUAAAAGUUUAUUUGGGCCCCUAGAACAGUGAGCGCUAAACAUGCAUAAUGCACCACUACUGAUUGUGGUCACAGAAAGAAGAGGAAAAGUGUUACAUUAGAAGUUAAAUUAUAUGCGAUAAAGAGAUUUGAAGAAGGAUAGUGAGUUGUGGACAUAGCAAGAGCUGUCGGUUCGCAGUCUAUAACUGUAGGCACGAACAAUUUGUGGGUCGGUUAUAUCUAUAUAUAUAUAUAUAUAUAUACACACACACACACACACACACACACACACACACACACACACACCUUUUUACACUAAAGACACCAAUGCGCAACUUCAGAGUUUGAUAUGCCACUCCUUAAUAAAUCCAAUAUCUUGACUUUUUCAUCAAAAGUCCUCACAGUAUCCACUUUUUCUUUUUUUUCUUACCACUACAAGCAUGGACACUAAUUUUCAUAUGAGGGGCCAUGAUUGCAGUAAAAUUCACCAGUAAAGGAAAACUUAUGAGAGUGAUCGCGUGAAAGAUGUUCACGGAACCAGUAUGAGAGAGAGAAGGACGCCAUGGCAAUAAUUUACCUUACAGUACCAUACAAACACCUUAAAUGUACAAAUAAACACAAAUAUUUAACCUACAGUACCAUAUGAACACUUAAAAUGUACAAACACUCAAACCAUCCUCUGGUUGACAUGACACAGUUCAGACAGGCAGUCAUGCACAGACGUGGGUGGCUGCGCUGUGUGUAUGCCAUAACAUCACACAUAGGGAAGGAAAGUGCAGUUACAGCUCACUGCCUCAAUACUGUACAGUACAUAUGUUCGCUUCCCACACAUACGCUCCCGUGUUGUUGGUUUUUUCCGUAUUAUGGUCUAUUUCUAAGCCAUGAGGGUAUUGUAAUUUUAUUUAUUUUUUGUUAUUAUCUAAAACAAGCAUGGACACCUGAUAAACAUGUAGAGCUAGCGAGAGAUGCUGGGUGGGUUGACUUGCAAGACCCAAGCAUAAGAGCGGUUCAGGGGGGUCAGAUGCAUUUAUGCAGGGUUGUGUAAUAUGGAUAUGUGUACUCUGUAACUCUACUGUAUUAGAAAAAAUCCCAUAAACAGAACUGUUCUUUAUGCAGGCACCCCAAACCUAACAAUCAUAGGCUAGUGCAGGGUAGGUUUUGUUGGUUUGUAUUGACAUAUUGUUAUUAUUUAUUUAUUUAUUUUAUUUUUUUGUAAUCGUUUGUAUUAUUAUUAUUUAUUUAUUUUAUUUUUUUCAUUGAUCAUUUUGCAUUCUGGUAUACUCAUCAUUACUGGAAUGUGAAUGGGUUAAUUUGUAUGGAUUUGAACUGUAUUGGUCAUUUUAGGUAUGAGAAUCUGCAUUUUGUUUUAAAUCCUAGUUUUAGUCUUUUAAAAAAAAAGUUGAACAUUUGUAUAAGGUGUACGUAUAUAUUGAUAAAACCCCAAGGUUUUUUAUAUGAUGUAUAUACAAUCCUCUUUUUUUAGGCUAUGUGGGCAUAAAGAAAUGUAGAUAAUGAUAUAAGUUAUUUUGUAAUGUACUGUAUAUUGCAGAUAAAUCAAAGGCAUAAGUUAAGGAGGUGGUUAGGUGUUUCACAUUAGUAACUUAUUUAUUUUCUACUGGGGUUUGUGAUGUGAGUGUUAUACAGUAUAGUAACAUACCAAUGGGAAUUGAAACAUGCAGUAUAUGAAUGGCCAAAUGCAGGAAUUUAAGUUAAAAAAGUUUAUAGCAGUGCAAACUAGUUUCAAACACCUUUUUUAUUGUAUGCAUGUGUGUGUGUGUGUGUAUAUAUAUACAGUACGUACUGUACUAAAUACUCUAAGUACAUUAUAUGUACUUUAUAUGCAUGUCAUAAAAAGACCAUUUUUAAGAAGAGAAGUCAUAGUGGAAAACUUGCAAUACACACACAUGCACACACAUGCACAUAUACAUUUACAGUAAUACAGUAUAUACCCUGUACUUAUA